Uncinocarpus reesii 1704 is the source of this 216-nucleotide messenger RNA. RefSeq lists its product as uncharacterized. NCBI's taxonomy places the organism in Eukaryota, Fungi, Ascomycota, Eurotiomycetes, Onygenales, Onygenaceae. Gene Ontology annotation, molecular function: endopeptidase inhibitor activity. Bases 1 to 216 code for a protein of 71 amino acids. Gene Ontology annotation, biological process: vacuole fusion, non-autophagic. The transcript has 4 exons. The record is from RefSeq and is a predicted model, not a curated record.
AUGGUCAUGUUUAACGUUACCCUCAAGCCAAAUGCCUCGCCAGAGGAGCUGGAAAAGGCAAAGGAGGAAGCAAAGAAGACCGGUGGAACCAUUCGCCAUGAAUACAAGCUGAUCAAGGGUUUCACCGUCGAGUAUCCUGACGACCACGUCCAUGUCCUUCAAAGCACCAGCUCCGUCAACGUCGAGCAGGACGGACCGGCGCGAACGCAAAAAUAA